AUGGGUUGCUGUAACAAGCUGUGUGGGCUAAAGGCUGGAAUUGGGGCUGGAAUUGCGGUGGCCAUAUUAGGUAUAAUCCUUAUCCCCAUGGGGAACAAUAUCAUCCGUGAGACUGUUACAAAGGAAUCGGUCAUCGAGCCUGGGACCACAGCCUGGGACAACUGGGUGUCUGCAGACGCACCUGUGUACAGACAGUUCUGGCUCUUCGACGUGCAGAACCCACUGGACGUGGUGGAGAAUGGGUCAAAGCCAAAAUUGGUGGAGAAAGGGCCCUACACAUACAAGACGCGGUACCUGCCCAAAGAGAACAUCACGGCCAACCCAGAGAGCCACACCAUCUCCUUCCUGCUCCCUGCGGGGGCCAUAUUUGAGCCCUCCAUGUCUGUGGGGUCUGAGGAGGACAGUGUCACCUCCCUCAACCUGGCUGUGGCUGGUGGGUACAAGUUGUUUCCCCCAUGGGCACUGGAAGCUGCAAUAAAGUUAAACAAUGUCUCACUCUUCCAGCGACGGACAGUGAGGGAAAUACUCUGGGGUUACAAAGACCCCAUUCUGAAAGGGACACUGGGCCUCUUUUUUCCUUACAACGGCACCUAUGACGGGCCAUACAGUGUCUUCACAGGCAAGGAUGACAUCUCUAAAGUGUCUAUCAUUGACAGCUGGCAGGGGGAAAAAAAGGUGUCUUUCUGGAACAACACAUACUGCGACAUGAUCAACGGCACAGAUGGCUCGUCAUUCUCUCCCUUCCUGGACAAGAAGAAGCCUCUGUACUUCUUCUCCCCUGACAUCAGCAGGUCUGUGUCAGCUGAGUAUGAGAGGAGCCUGGACCUGAAGGGGAUCGAGGUGUACCGGUUCAAACUGCCCCCGCUCACCCUAGCCUCCCCUGCAGUCAACCCAGACAACCAGUGCUUCUGCACAGACUCUGUGGUCACUAAGAACUGCACAUUGGCCGGAGUCCUGGACAUCAGCUCCUCUCGUGGACAACCAGUCUACAUCUCCCUGCCUCACUUCCUGCAUGGUAGUCCAUACCUGGUUGAAGAUGUGGAGGGCCUUGGUCCUAGUGAGGAGCAUCACGUCACGUUCCUGGAUGUGGAACCGACCACAGGGUUCAGUCUGAGGUUCGCUAAGAGACUGCAGGUGAACAUGAUGUACGGCCCCUCCAAGAUCAUCACGGUGUUAAAGAAAGUGAAAGAUUACACCAUACUCCCUAUAGUUUGGCUAAACGAGACGGCAUCCCUGGAUGACGAGACAGCGGACAGGUUUAAGAAGGAGCUGUUAUCUCGUGUUGACAUGUUGGAGACGGUGCAGUUCACGCUGAUAGGCUUAGGGUCAGCAGCCUUUGUACUCUGCAUAGUGGCACAUUGUUUGGUAAGCAGAAACAACAACAAGCGUGUGUGA
Messenger RNA from Salvelinus namaycush (lake trout), 1395 nucleotides. RefSeq names its product platelet glycoprotein 4-like. The record is from RefSeq and is a predicted model, not a curated record. Gene Ontology annotation, molecular function: low-density lipoprotein particle binding; scavenger receptor activity; low-density lipoprotein particle receptor activity. Gene Ontology annotation, cellular component: caveola; cell surface; cytoplasm. Lineage: Eukaryota; Metazoa; Chordata; Actinopteri; Salmoniformes; Salmonidae. Gene Ontology annotation, biological process: amyloid-beta clearance by cellular catabolic process; lipoprotein transport; low-density lipoprotein particle clearance. The transcript is spliced from 12 exons. Bases 1 to 1395 code for a protein of 464 amino acids.